Messenger RNA from Nomascus leucogenys (northern white-cheeked gibbon), 564 nucleotides. RefSeq names its product heat shock protein beta-1. Gene Ontology annotation, molecular function: protein folding chaperone. The record is from RefSeq and is a predicted model, not a curated record. NCBI's taxonomy places the organism in Eukaryota, Metazoa, Chordata, Mammalia, Primates, Hylobatidae. Gene Ontology annotation, biological process: protein refolding; response to heat.
AUGACCGAGCGCCACGUCCCCUUCUCGCUCCUGCGGGACCCCAGCUGGGACCCCUUCCGCGACUGGUACCCGCACAGUCGCCUCUUCGACCAGGCCUUCGGCUGGUCGCAGUGGUUGGGCACCAGCGGCUGGCCCCGCUAGGUGCGCCCCCUGCCCCCCGCGGUCGAGAGCCCCGCGGUGCCUGCGCCAGCCUACAGCCACGCGCUCAGCCGGCAGCUCAGCAGCGGGAUCUCAGAAAACCGGCCCACAGCGGACCGCUGGCGCGUGUCCCUGGACAUCAACCACUUCGCCUCCAACGAGCUGACGGUUAAGACCAAGGAUGGCGUGGUGGAGAUCACCGGCAAGCACGAAGAGCGGCAGGACAAGCAUGGCUACAUCUCCCGAUGCUUCACCAGGAAAUACACACUGCCCCCCGGUGUGGACCCCACCAAGGUCUCCUCCUCCCUGUCCCCUGAGGCCCCCAUGCCCAAGCUAGCCACGCAGUCCAACGAGAUCACCUUGGAGUCACGGGCCCAGCUUGGGGGCCUAGAAGCUGCGAAAUCCGACCAGUCUGCAGCCAAGUAA